Messenger RNA from Sphaerulina musiva SO2202, 1816 nucleotides. RefSeq lists its product as uncharacterized. Gene Ontology annotation, cellular component: nucleus. NCBI's taxonomy places the organism in Eukaryota, Fungi, Ascomycota, Dothideomycetes, Mycosphaerellales, Mycosphaerellaceae. Gene Ontology annotation, biological process: rRNA processing. Bases 41 to 1057 code for a protein of 338 amino acids. The record is from RefSeq and is a predicted model, not a curated record. The transcript has a single exon.
UCGCGGCAGUCUGUUACGAGUCCGGGUCCCAAGAGAACUGAUGGGUUCCUCGGCCAAGAAAAAGCGGGAGAAGAAGGCCGAUUUUGCGAAACCAAAGCUCAAAGUCGGAAAAGCACGACCAAAAAACACGAAUGCGACCGACACCAACUUCGCGGCCAAGUCCAUUGUGCUCAAGCAGCAGUCGUUGCGUGAAGGCCCGCGCGACGCUUCUGCGCUAUUCGCCCACAAUCUUUCCCUUUUAAGCAGCCGCAAUGACACGCAGAGGAGAGAUGCGCUCAUCUAUCUCAUUACUGCUGUCGCAUCUGCGCCCAGCGCAUCUCUACCGAAGCCAGCGUCUGAGGUCCUGGCCAAGGCCAGUCCGUUAAUACUCGACGGAAGCUCGACGGUCCGUAGCCAAGUUCUGAAACUCCUCAAGGUGUUACCCAUCGCGCAGCUGGGGAGCUUGGAACAAACAGUACUCUACACCAGGGCUGGUCUCACGCACCUCUCGAGUGAUAUCCGCCUGAUGGCAUUGGACGUACUGGACUGGUUGAUCCAUACGAGCGGAGAGGCAGUUGUCAGCCAAGCAGGAGGGUGGGUGAAGACACUGCGCACUUUCCAGAACCUGCUAUCAUGGCAAGGCACGACUGCCAGCGGCACGAUUCAAAAUGGAAAUUGGUCUGCUACAAAGACGACGACGAAUCUUGGCAGCAACAAGCUUUUAGUACAUCAGCUGACAACCUUGGCACGGUUCAUGACUGCUGGUCUGUCCCGUACACCACCGGAUUUCAAGUCCGAAGCAUGGAGGACUGCAGCACUCUUCCCCCUCUGGCAUGCAGACGCCCACCGAAUACCGAAGAAGAGCAACCCGUAUGGCUAUCUCAAUUUGUUCGGGGCGCCGCGCGACCUCGAGAGCGAAGUCUAUGACGACGCAGAAGAGAGAAUGAACGUAUUUGUGGACUUGAACCUGUAUGGCGCAUUCCAGUUUGGAGUGCAGGAGGCCAAACGGGAGGGGGGUGAGAUAGGCAGAGCCGCCAGUGCAGUUGUCAAGGCGCUCAGUCUUGUUGAGGCGAGAUGAGCGGUGCGUCAGGAUCUGAUGGGCACAGCAGUGCCACGCAAGGCUCUGCCUGUAGUCAUGGGUCGGCACCUUAUCAAUGCUUUCACGAUGUUGCAGCAAAGUAUCCAAAUCUCACGCUCAUGCCUCUUGCACUGCACUGGCUUGUUGUGCACCAGAGCGUACUCGGAGCUCGACUGCUGUUUCUCUCGAAGAAGGAAAAGAAAGGCGUUCGUGAGUCUCACGAGUGCGGUGAUGGGGAGUCAGCUGAUAGACUUUGCCGACAUGACAACGAUCAUGGUCAUCACGCUUCUGGACGCGUCGAGGCCUGUGAGAAUAUCGUAAAUGACGGGAUAAAUGUCAAUGGCGGGGCGUGACGACCAGGGAUAUAUGGUGUUAUUUUCGGUAAAGCUUGUGAUAACGAAUACCAGGUCUUGCAAUAAGCUGCUGUGCAUCUGCGCCACAGACACAGCCAGCACACUGCAGCUGUGUUCUCUCACACCUGGGAGCGUGAAACACGCUGAUUCAUUGCAAGUCUAGGACGGACCAGAUGCUCCCACGAGGCAAGACUCUGCAAUUAGCAUGAGGCGUCUCGUUGGAUCAAUGCGUCACGAGUCAUCUCUGCGAUGCCAUAGCACUUUUGUUGCUCGAAGCGCUGAAGUCGUGAGCGCGCGCAGAGAGUCGUUCGCGGAAAGGCGAGCACGUGGCUCAUCUUCAAUCUCCCAAGUAGGUAGGUAUUUGCAGUAAACUCUGUCAGCGAUGAAAAUAUUGAGAUGAGUGGAC